UGUGUGUGUGUGUGUGCAGAAGGACAUGGGGGAUUAUUUCUGGCAGAUGCGCGUGUUUCUAUUUUUGCUCUUCGCCUUUGACUCGGGAAGCAGAAGAGCAGCGCGAGAUGGAAAAAAGAGAAAAGAACCAGUGUGUGUGUGUGUGUGUGUGUGUGUGUGUGUUUGUUACACAGCGGCGCUACACACACCUCUGCGAAAGGAUAUUAGAUCAUGGCAGUGCCUUUACCUCCGUGUGUCAUUGACUAUGGUACUGGUUACACGAAGAUCGGCUAUGCAGGAAACACAGAGCCACAGUUUAUCAUGGCAUCCUGCAUCGCUAUUAGAGAGACAGCUGGAGUUGGAGACCAGGCUCAGAGACGCCUCAUGAAGGGAGUGGAUGAUCUGGAUUUCUUCAUUGGUGAUGAAGCGAUCGACAAACCCAACUACGCAACCAAGUGGCCUAUCAGACACGGAAUCACAGAGGACUGGGAUUUGAUGGAGAAGUUCAUGGAGCAGGUCAUAUUUAAAUACCUCCGAGCUGAGCCUGAGGAUCACAGCUUCCUUGUGACGGAACCUCCUCUGAACACGCCGGAGAACAGAGAAUACUUAGCCGAGAUCAUGUUCGAAACGUUCAACGUUCCAGGUCUUUACAUCGCCGUUCAGGCUGUUCUCGCUCUAGCGGCCUCAUGGACGUCCCGGCAGGUUGGAGAGCGAACUCUGACAGGAACCGUCAUUGACAGUGGUGAUGGAGUCACACACGUGAUACCUGUGGCAGAGGGCUAUGUGAUUGGGAGCUGUAUAAAGCACAUCCCUAUAGCGGGCCGAGACAUCACCUACUUCAUCCAGCAGCUCCUCAGAGAGAGAGAGGUCGGGAUUCCUCCUGAACAGUCCCUCGAGACCGCAAAGACGGUCAAGGCGAGGUACUGCUACAUCUGCCCAGACAUCGUGAGGGAGUUCACAAAGUACGACACAGACCCCGGGAAAUGGAUCAACCAUAAAGGCAUCAACGCCAUCAGCAAAAACGAGUUUCACAUAGACGUGGGAUAUGAACGUUUUCUUGGCCCAGAGAUUUUCUUCCAUCCAGAGUUUGCCAACCCGGACUUCAUGCAGCCCAUUUCAGAUGUUGUCGACGAGGUCAUCCAAAGCUGUCCAAUAGACGUGAGAAGACCUCUUUACAAGAAUAUAGUGCUCUCUGGAGGAUCCACCAUGUUCAGGGACUUUGGCCGACGCCUACAAAGGGAUCUGAAGCGUGUAGUUGAUGGCAGACUCCGAAUCAGCGAGGAGCUCAGUGGAGGCCGGAUAAAGCCUAAACCAAUUGAGGUCCAGGUGAUCACACAUCACAUGCAGAGAUACGCCGUGUGGUUUGGGGGGUCCAUGUUGGCCUCCACGCCCGAAUUCCUCCACGUCUGUCACACGAAGAAAGACUACGAAGAGCGCGGUCCGAGCAUCUGUCGCCAUAACCCCGUGUUCGGUAUCAUGUCCUAACGCCGGACGCUUUGAUGAUGAUUUUAGAUGAAGAACGCACAGAGAUUUCACUUUAAUCACUAAAAAUCUACACCCGAAAGUUCUGUCCUAUCAGAUUCCUUAACAAAACACAAACACUGCAUCAGCGUCAGGAAACACACAUAUAUAUCAAUGUAAGAGAAGCCAUACACCGAUGACUGUUUGGUCUGGAUCAGCUCGCUUCCGUGUGAAACGUGAAGAAGGAUUUCAUGCAGUAGAUCUGCACACUGUUUGACGCCUGCUGUGUAGACGGUGUGUAGACGGUUUAAUAGACACUCCUGUACUGUGUGAGCGUUUGAGAAUUUAGUUUCUAUUUAUAUACAGAGUUCAUAGAUUUAAAAGAGGCAUAAAUAUUCACUACAUUAUAUAUUGUAUAAGUUCAAAAUAAUAUAUUCUUAUAGAACAGAAAGAAGGAUGUAGUAGAAAAAAGAAUCUAUUUAUUCAGUUUUAAAAUACUUUUAGAAAUUUAUAAAACAGUACAGAUUUUUUUCGCCUCCGUUGUGCAUUAGAGAUUGUUCGGUUGAACAGCAGGUAAUAUGGAAGCAAUAUGAUUUCUGUCUCUCUUUCUCUCAGACACAUCCCUUUUCAGUCCAGUCAAUAAACCUGCUUCUGAUUUCCAA
Molecule: messenger RNA, 2102 nt
Organism: Silurus meridionalis
Lineage: Eukaryota; Metazoa; Chordata; Actinopteri; Siluriformes; Siluridae
Gene: actr3b
Product: actin related protein 3B
Cellular component (GO): actin cortical patch
Molecular function (GO): actin filament binding
Source: RefSeq, a predicted model, not a curated record